UUGCCACAGCCAUUUUUACUGGUGAGAGUAUAUAUAGAAAUUUAGAUGAGGCGGUUUAUUGGUCGGGAAGUGUAAGUUUGUCUUUUGCUACGAUUGCGACGAUUUUCUACUUCGCCAGAAAAACACCAGUCCACUGCGCCUUUCCCAGGGUUGGUUCUUCAAUAGUGGCAUAGAUGUCAGGAAAACGUGAAAAGCGAAAUUGGAAAUGACGUGAAGUUUUCAGCGAGAACAGAUUGAAGUUAUCUAGUGAAGAACCUUGUUUUUUAAAAGAAACACCGAGCGGAAAAUCUCGAUUGCAACGUAAAAACCAAAGCUCUUAGUUAUCGGUGCGGUGUUGUAGUGAUCGAGAGAUGAAUCCACCUUCGCAAAAAUCAGCAUUCCCACCGAAUGAAAAUGGGAUUCACCACGAUAAAAUAAUAAUCCUGGAUGCCGGUUCACAGUAUGGGAAGGUUAUUGACAGGAAGAUUCGCGAAUUACAGAUUGAGUCACACAUCCUUCCAUUAAAUACUCCUGCUAUAAACUUGAAAGAUUCUGGAUAUCGUGGAAUAAUAAUAUCUGGCGGCCCGAACUCCAUAUACGCAGAUGAUGCACCUUGUUAUGAUUCAGAUAUUUUCAAAAUCGGUUUACCAAUUUUAGGAAUUUGCUAUGGAAUGCAAAUAAUCAAUAAAGAAUUUGGCGGUACUGUACACAAGAAAGAUGUCAGAGAGGAUGGGCAACAAAAUGUCGAGAUUGAAACAGCGUGCCCUUUGUUUAACCGCCUCAGUCGAACUCAAUCCGUGCUGCUGACUCAUGGUGAUAGUAUAGACAGGGUCGGUGAUAAACUUAAAGUUUGCGCAUAUUCUUCUAGUAAUAUUGUGGCCGGGCUUUAUAAUGAGCAGAGUCGAAUUUAUGGUGUACAGUUUCACCCAGAGGUUGAUUUGACAGUCAACGGUAAACAAAUGUUUUCCAAUUUUUUAUUCGACAUUUGCGCACUAUCCCCAAAUUUUACAAUGGGCAGUAGAAAAGAAGAGUGCCUAAAAUAUAUCAGAGAAAAGGUUGGAAACAAUACUGUAUUGGUGUUGGUGAGCGGAGGUGUAGAUUCAACAGUAUGUACAGCUCUCCUACGAAGUGCAGUGCAUUCAAGUAAAAUCAGAGCCGUGCAUAUAGAUAAUGGUUUUCUACGGAAAGAUGAAAGCGAGAAAGUAGAGAAAACUUUGCGUGAAAUUGGCGUAGACCUCAUCGUCAAAAAGGCUUUUUAUCAAUUUUUCAAAGGUUCAACGACAGUCAAAAGACCUGGUUCCCUGUAUAAUAUAGAAACUCCUAUGCUUUGUUUUGCCACAAAUCCCGAAGAAAAACGAAAAAUCAUUGGUGAUGUUUUCGUUAAAAUUACAAAUGAAGUGAUAAACGAAUUGAAACUAAAUCCAGAAGAAGUAGUGUUGGCACAAGGUACUCUACGACCUGAUUUGAUUGAAUCCGCAUCUUCAAUGGUUAGUUCAAAUGCAGAUACAAUUAAAACACAUCAUAAUGACACGGAAUUGAUAAGAGAACUUCGAGAAUCUGGCAGAGUAGUUGAACCAUUAAAGGAUUUUCACAAAGAUGAAGUUAGGGCAUUAGGUUAUGAAUUGGGUUUGCCAGUACAUCUUGUUGAAAGACAUCCAUUCCCUGGACCAGGUUUGGCGAUACGUAUACUAUGCGCGGAAGAACCAUUUAUUGAGAAAGAUUUUUCAGAAACACAGGUUAUUGCGCGUGUAAUAGUGGACUAUAAGAAUAAAUCGCAGAAAAAUCAUGCACUCUUAAAUAGAGUGUCAGGUGCAACAUCGAAGGAAGAGCAAUCGGAGCUGUGCAGAAUUUCAAGUAGCUGCAAAAUUUCAGCUACAGUUUUACCAAUUCGUACAGUCGGCGUGCAAGGCGAUAAACGAACGUAUAGUUAUGUUAUAGGAUUAUCAACAGAUGUGGAACCAAACUGGAACGAUAUGUGUUUUCUGGCAAAGUUGAUUCCACGCAUUUUACAUAACAUAAAUAGAGUGUGCUAUAUAUUUGGGGGCCAUGUUCAAUAUCAGGUAACCGACAUAACCCACACUCGUAUAAGUCGAUACGCACUGUCCCAAUUGCGGCAAGCUGAUCAUAUUGCCAACGAGAUUUUGCAACAAUCUGGACACAGCAAACGAAUCUCGCAAUUGCCAGUUGUUCUAAUACCAAUUCAUUUUGAUCGCGACCCAGCAAAUCGUAUCCCAUCUUGUGCACGGUCAAUUGUUUUGCGUCCGUUCUUAACAAAUGAUUUUAUGACGGGUGUUCCCGCAUUGCCAGGUUCUGAUACACUGCCGAUUAAUAUCCUUGAGAAAAUGGUUCGAGAGAUCGCAGCUGUGGAUGGAAUUUCUAGAGUGUUGUACGAUCUAACACCAAAACCGCCCGGCACAACUGAAUGGGAAUGAUGAUCUAAAGCUAGUUUCAAACCUGUGUUUUAUGAAAUCCUAUUGCUAUUGCUGCUAACAAGCUGUUACCGACAGAGUAAAGUGUAACUAACGAUUUCUAUUUACUGUAAAAAAUACUGGGGAAUUAAAGGAUAAUGUGCAUCA
Messenger RNA from Hermetia illucens (black soldier fly), 2555 nucleotides. RefSeq names its product GMP synthase [glutamine-hydrolyzing] (gene bur). Gene Ontology annotation, cellular component: cytosol. Bases 351 to 2411 code for a protein of 686 amino acids. Gene Ontology annotation, biological process: GMP biosynthetic process. Gene Ontology annotation, molecular function: GMP synthase activity; ATP binding; GMP synthase (glutamine-hydrolyzing) activity. The transcript is spliced from 13 exons. Lineage: Eukaryota; Metazoa; Arthropoda; Insecta; Diptera; Stratiomyidae. The record is from RefSeq and is a predicted model, not a curated record.